Molecule: messenger RNA, 3755 nt
Organism: Liolophura sinensis
Lineage: Eukaryota; Metazoa; Mollusca; Polyplacophora; Chitonida; Chitonidae
Product: low-density lipoprotein receptor-related protein 5-like
Exons: 11
Coding region: 1-2100 (699 amino acids)
Biological process (GO): canonical Wnt signaling pathway
Cellular component (GO): plasma membrane
Molecular function (GO): Wnt receptor activity; Wnt-protein binding
Source: RefSeq, a predicted model, not a curated record
AUGGUUAUAAAAAUUGACUUGAUGAAGGAGACUGACACAUCGAAGGAAGAAACAAUCCAAACACAAGAGGAAAAUAAAGCCUCCAUUUUCCACUUCCAGGCCGUUUUCUACAGUGAUAUCAAAGAGAGUAGGAUUUAUCGGGUGCUGUUUAAUGGUUCCGGAGCUCAAAUUUUUCUGUCUGCCGAUGAUGGUGUCGGUUUGGUUGAUGAUCUGGCUGUGGAUUACGCGCAGAGACACCUGUACUUCACGAACUACGGCAUUGUAAUGUGUAACGGUUCGGUCUACUCGUGGCACAAAGUGGAAAUGGUGAAUCUGAGAGAUCGAAGCCGCUACAUCCUUACCAACAUGGCGACGAAACCCCAUGCCCUGUCACUGGACCUGCUACAUGGACUGGUGUACUUCGCUGACAGAGACAACGGAUCUGAUUUUCUCUGGCAAAUGAACAUGGCAGGUUUUCAACAGAAGAAAAUAAUUUUGGACAUCAACGGCGACAUCCAAAUAAACUCCAUCUCCAUCAGCUCGUCUAAUUCCGCUUUAUAUUUUGUCGCAUCUGAUCUGACAUCCUCAGACCAAUCAUGGUGCGUGUAUGAGAUUUCCCUUGUUAAUCUGGGCAGUAAUCUCAAGACUCGACGACUUGAAAUCUCACUGACGGGUGCUGCCGAUGUUACUUCAAUGGGAUUUUCUUUAUUUUGGACGGACCAGGUGGAAAAUUCCGUUAUGUCAUAUGAGAGAAAAUCUGGUACUAUCAGCGUGCUACAAAACCACUUGAGCGCCGACAAAAUCAAGUAUACACGACAAGAGGUAUCAUGGACAGAGAUUGAAGUGUGCAGUACAGACGGGACUAAUUGUUUCGGGGAUUGUGUCCGCACGGCAGAGGGCGCCCCUAGUUCACCCACAAACACCUGUCUCUGUCCUGUGGGGGGAAGGCACGUGUUCAAUUCAGAAACGCUGUCAUGUGACGAACCUCCCAUGUCUGUGAUGUUUGCGGAUGUGGAUAGUAUCAAGCUUUUCCCAUACUGGCAAUCCUCUUUCGCUGUUCCACCUACCGUGCAUACCAUCUAUCAGCGGGCCUUCCGAGACAGUAACAUAGUGGGUCUGGCGUACGAUACCGAUACAGAUCUUUUGUACUUUUCCGAUGGAAACAGGGGCUCUAUAUACGUAAAGAAUACCGGGACAAAUAAGCGGUGGCGGUUUUUUGACAGCAGAGACCUUCCGCCGAUGUCCCGUCGUCACCCCCAGGUUAUAGACAGCUUAUCCUUGGACAAGGUGACCAAUCCAAAACGACUCCUGUGGACAAGCUACGCGGAAGGGCUCAUUUGUGCGAUGGACACUUCCGGGAGCAACGCCACCUACCGUCAGCUUAUCAAGGGACUCCAGCAGCCAAGGGCCUUAAUUGUUGAUGAAUAUGCUAAGAUGUUAUACUGGUCAGAAUGUGGUGCCGAUGGAAAGAUUCGAGGAGCCACCCUGGCCGGAGAGAAUGUCGUGACUGUUUUUGAGGAUGGCCUUACGUGGCCGAAUUCCAUUCUCCUGAAUCCAGAGACACACCAAAUGUAUAUCGCCGACGGAGCGGACGGAAGAAUUUAUAUAUGUGACAGCAAUGAAACAGAAUGGAGUUGUGGAAUGCUGAAUAACUCUGGAGGGAUAAUGCACAUCUUCAGCAUAUUACUACUGGAUGAGUACCUGUAUCUGACCAGCUGGCAACCACCAUCCGUUGACAGGUUAAACCUGGUUACUGGGGUGAGAGACGUGGUUGUUCAGGGUUUGACUCGGCCCACACAGAUGCUAGCUAUUCCUACGAAGAAGAGAUCUCGUGGAUGUGAGAACAAUCGGUCAGAUUGCGGUUUUUCCGAGAAGCUGGGUGGAAGAGAUUCGUCCAUGGACAAAUAUUUACUGUUUGGCCUCCUUGGUGCGUUUCUAACGAUCAUCUUUGUGGUGGUAGCCGUGGUACUGUGGAGGAAGAAAGAUUGCUUGAUCCAUCGGGAUGUUGACGAUGGCCGCAGACAGACUGACCACACUAUUCUGGUCACCCACCAACACAGCCCAGAGCCGUGUUCUCCAACAGAUAAACUUGCAGCACAUUUUGUCGAACAUCAGCUAUGAAGUACAACGCACGCACAUGCAUGUGGGAAUCUUGGAGGACUUUCGUUAGGAACCACUCCCUUACCCCACCCCCUCACCCUCCCCUCCCAAUGUUUUGCACUCAUAUGUACUUACUGUGUGGUUGCUGUCCGGAGUUCCCAACUGAUUGGUCUGGCAACCAAAUGAACGAAAUAUUCUUAAGUAGGCCUGGGUGCAAAACACGAGCUAGAUUAGUGCAGAAAAGGCUGUGUGUACUACACUGCUAUAUGAAUUGUCCAUCGGAGAAAAUACAAGAUAAAUCUAUGAAUAUGUUCGGGAUGCAUGUAGUAUACUACUGUCAUGUGUUUCUCCGUUUUUUUGCCAACCGCAUUUUACUGGAUUUUGGGAAUUAUAAAUAACGGUCGUAUGGCCACCUAUGGUGAGGUAUUCAAGGAGACAUGUUGUCAAGGAAGAAAUUCCUCAGCAAUAAAUCGUGAGCGAGAUCUUAUAUUCCAUUUUUUAAAGUCUAAUCUUUAUUGGGAGUUUGUUAAAUAAUACAUUCAGAUAAUUGUCUCAUUUGUUGAAUUCAGUAUUGUUACACAUGUUGAUUUGAAACAGAUAAGACGUACUUUGAUAUAGCUGGGAUUUUGUAUAAAAAUAAUUCCCCACGGACUAGGAUGAAUGGAGGCAUUUUAUUUUCAAAAUCAAGGAAACGAGUUUGAAUAUUAUGCCACGUGUUUAUCCUGUAUUUAGAAAUUAUGUAGCGACAAGUGUAUGGGAACAGACAUUGUACUGACUGUGUAGUCCGUGGUUACCAGUUACAAAUCUCAGCCAGUUAGCGAUUAUUGAUUUCCACUGGUCUGUCAUCACAAAUCAGUGUACAGCCAGUUAACAGUUAUAGAUUUCCAAUUGUCUAUGAGCACAAAUCAGUGUACAGCCAGUUAACAGUUAUAGAUUUCCAAUUGUCUAUGAGCACAAAUCAGUGUACAGCCAGUUAACAGUUAUAGAUUUCCAAUUGUCUAUCAGCACAAAUCAGUGUACAGCCAGUUAACAGUUAUAGAUUUCCAAUUGUCUAUCAGCAUAAAUCAGUGUACAGCCAGUUAACAGUUAUAGAUUUCCAAUUGUCUAUGAGCAUGAAGCAGGGUACAGCCAGUUAGCAGUUAUUGAAUUCCAAUUGUCUAACAGCACAAAUCAGUGUACAGAAAGUCAGCAGUUAUAGAUUCCCACUUGUCUAUCACCAUAAAUCAGUGUACAGCCAAUUAGCGGUUUUAGAUUUCCAAUUGUCUAUCAGCAUAAAUCAGUGUACAGACAGUUAGCAGUUCUAGAUUUCCAAUUGUCUAUCAUCACUAAUUAGUGUACAGCCAGUUAGCAGUUAUAGAUUCCCAUUUCUCUAUCGUCAUAAAUCAGUGUACAUCCAGUAAGCAGUUCUAGAUUUCCAAUUGUCUAUCAGCACAUGUCAUUGUACAGCCAGUUAGUAGUUAUCGAUUUCCAGUUGUCUAUCAGUACGAAUCAGGACACAGCCAGUUAGCAGUUAUUGAUUCCCAUUUCUCUAUCGUCAUAAAUCAGUGUACAUCCAGUUAGCAGUUUUAGAUUUCCAAUUGUCUGUCAGCACAUGUCAGUACAGCCAGUUAGUAGUUAUCGAUUUCCAAUUGUCUGUCACCAUAGAUCAGUGCACAGCCAGAUACCAUUUAUCUAUU